Molecule: messenger RNA, 1131 nt
Organism: Seriola aureovittata
Lineage: Eukaryota; Metazoa; Chordata; Actinopteri; Carangiformes; Carangidae
Gene: tnni1c
Product: troponin I, skeletal, slow c
Exons: 7
Coding region: 318-890 (190 amino acids)
Biological process (GO): muscle contraction
Cellular component (GO): troponin complex
Source: RefSeq, a predicted model, not a curated record
UUUGCACAGGUAUAAAAACCAACUGCAGUUAAAUACCAUUCUGAUUUCUUACUCUUGUAUGGUCUGAUAGUAGAUGUCAUUUUCUUUUAAUCACUGGACCAUUUUUUUUUAAUCUAGCAACAUCCUAAUUGUUUCUUUCUCCAAAGUUCAACAAUGUCUGAUUAGUAAGUUCUGUCUUCACACAAUUUAAGAAUUGAUUUUUCCAGUGUGUUUACAGGCCUAUCAUCUAAUAACUGUUUCAAUUCGCUUGUGUAUCUCCGUUUUGUCUGUUCCAACAAACUCCACAUGGCCAUCACAGCAAUUACACACCAGCACCCAUGGCCCCCAAGGCGGAGACAAAGCCCAAAUGCAAGAUUUCAGCCUCCCGCAAGCUAUCACUGAAGAUCCUCUUGUUGACACGUGCAAUGGAAGAGCUGGAGGCAGAGAAAGCUGCAAGAGAAGAAGAGAAGGUUCGCUACCUGGGAGAAAAGCUUCCACCACUGCAGUUCAGUGGUUUAAACAUGGAUGAACUGCAGAAACUCUGUAAGCAGAUUCAUGCAAAGAUUGAUGUGGUGGACGAGGAGCGGUACGACUCUGAGGCCAAAGUCAUCAAGAACAACAGAGAUAUCAACGAGUUGAAUCUAAAGGUGCAGGACCUCGGAGGAAAGUUCAAGAAACCAGCUCUGAGGAAGGUGAGAGUGUCGGCAGAUGAGAUGAUGAGAGCUCUGUUUGGGUCCAGAAAUAAGGGCUCCAUGGACCUGAGGGCAAACCUCAAAUCUGUAAAGAAAGAGGACAUCAAACAAGAGAAGGAGAUGAACAUGGAGGUGGGUGACUGGCGUAAGAAUGUGGAGGCCAUGUCUGGUAUGGAAGGCAGGAAGAAGAUGUUUGAUGCUGCCGGUGGUGUCCAAUAGAAAAACCUCUGUAGUGCGCUAACACUGAGUGAUGUUUUGAACCAAAUUUGAUGAAAGUAAACACACAAAAAAAUAAAAAAAUCCUAAAUAAAAAAAAAAGAAGAAUGAAAACAAAAGAAGAAAUUGAAAAAAGUCCCCUGGGAGGCAAGUUUAAGAUUACAUGUUCAUUUGUAAAAUAGCCAUGUGAAUAGAUAUUAAUAUUGCUGCUAUGUAUAAUAAUAUAAUAAAUUUGUAAACAUUG